Microthlaspi erraticum is the source of this 282-nucleotide messenger RNA. NCBI's taxonomy places the organism in Eukaryota, Viridiplantae, Streptophyta, Magnoliopsida, Brassicales, Brassicaceae. The record is from the annotation of a GenBank genome assembly.
AUGGUAUUUACAAGGGUUGUGUUUGAUACCUCAGUGCCCCCAAAGAACUGGGAGGCAAGGUCGUGGUCAGGAGAGGGCAGACGGCCAUCAGGGCACUCCACUCGACUGGGUUCACCUCACUCGAUCGAGCUUGCUCUUGACUCGAUCGAGUUGUGCCUCGAGUUGCUAUCCUUCUUCCUAAAACCUGCUCCUGUAAGACUUAGCCAAGAAAAUCAUAGAAAUAAAAGCCGGGGUUGGAUCUUGAAGAGGAGUGAUGAUCUCCUCUGUGGGGGUCAUUCCUAG